Paramecium tetraurelia is the source of this 966-nucleotide messenger RNA. RefSeq lists its product as uncharacterized. NCBI's taxonomy places the organism in Eukaryota, Ciliophora, Oligohymenophorea, Peniculida, Parameciidae. The transcript has a single exon. The record is from RefSeq and is a predicted model, not a curated record.
AUGCUAUAAUUAUAGAAGGAUUUUAUUAAUAAUUGCCAAAUAGUGUCUUUUAAUCAGUUAGCAUAAACUAACCUAUCCAUUUUAACAUUUUGUUAGCACUUUUUUUUUCCAUAUUAUUUAUGUGAUUUUUUAAUUAACCAUAGUUUUACAUUUGUAUACCCAGGUAAGUGUAAUCUUUUGAAAUUUCGCGUUGAUGAACAAGAAGGCAGAUUUCAAUUUGUUAAUUUUGAGAUUCCAACUCUGGCUAGUUUCUUCAUGUAUUCCUAAGAACUUUCAGUAUUUUUAUGCUUUUUCCCAAUUACAAUAUCGUCAGCUCCAACUUUAUUUAAGGUCCAAAUAAAAUUGUCUUUGUAUAUCUUAAAAAAUUGGCGGUGCUAUAUUUUCCAUCAUCAUGAUAGACAUUUAAGAUUCAUUCCUUUUAUUAUUCCUGUAAUUCAUUUUAAAAGCAUUAUUAUCUAUCCUCACAAAAAGGCUACAAUAACUUUCUAAGUGCUAAUUAAAUGGUUCUUCCUUCAAAUUUAAAGUAAGAAGUAUUUAAAAUUUGAAGGAAAACUAAAGACUACAAAACUCGAUCUUAAAGUUGGAGUAAUUUUGUCCUUUCGGUCUUAGAUAGAUUAUAGAGAUCAUCAUUAUUUAAGAACCAAUGGAAAAGGAACGGUAAUAGUAUUCCCAAAAUCUUAGUGUCUUCUAAGGCCAGAUUCAGGUCUUCUUACUUAGGGUUCAAGAAUUAAAAUCACUAGUCAAAUGACAAUCCUCCUUGAGGAUUGCUCUAGGACUUCCUCGCUCUUGGAUAAUUUGAGGAUAAAUCUAUAUCUAUUCCUUUCUACAAAUAAUUUUUCGAUGAGAUAAAGGAUCCAUCUUAGGAAACUCAUUGAUUUAAAUUAUGUUAAUGCAUCUCUAUUUGUGAAGAUUUAACAAACCAAAAGUGAAAUUAACAAAAUUUAGAAUUUAUUAAAUCAAAUCUGA